AUGGGUGACGAUCUUUUCAAAGAGGCUAGAAAGGAGAGAGAUGACUUCGAGGAGUUGAUGAAUGCCUGUGAUCUGGCAAAGAUGUCCGUCAAGAACAAUGAAAUGGUUCACGGUCUUCAAAGUUUUGGUAUCAGUGGGGAAUCAUCGAGUGAAGGUGACAAGCCAACAGAAAUAAAGAGAAUCGUAGCACCAACUGUGGAAGCAUAUGUUGGCACCGCCAGCUCUUCAACAGUCACUAAACCAAGUGGAGGUGCCUUGGAUAACAGUGAUCAGCAGGAAGUGCGUCAAGACGGAACUAGUGUGCAGAAGGAUGACAACGGUUUCGUUUUCUUCAAGUGUCGCUUCUGCGGACUCACGUUCAAUUUCAUGAACACACUCCGUGCACACGAAAGAAUACAUGACGUCUCCCAGCCAUACGUAUGUGGAAAGUGUGGAGAGUCAUAUGAAUUCGCUUGCCAGUUGGAAUAUCAUGCAGCUCAACAUUCAGAAGUGGACGGAUUCAAGUGUGAUUGUGGGCGGACGUUCUUCUCCUAUACAGAAAUGCUUUAUCACAAACACACAGAUGAUCCUAUUGAUUUGAUAGGUGCCCCAGAGACCACAACCGUCCUUGUCAGCAAGAAAAAGAUCAUUCCCGUCACUGAGCAAGAUCUUCCACAACCAGCGUUUGUCACCGAAGGAUACGAGCCGAAGCAUCCACUCCGAGUGUACAACGAUGUCCGUUCCAAGCCAUACAUCUGUGAAUAUUGCUCCAAGAGCUACUCUGACAGUCGAGGACUGGCUUAUCACAUGUACAGUCAUCGUGGUGAGAAGCAGUUCAAUCCACGAGCAUCGAGAUACAUGAUGGGAAGAGAAGGAGUUGGUUACACCGAUUCCAGAAGCUACUAUCUGUUCCCAAGAACAAGUGGAUAUGUCAACCCGAGAUUCUGA
Messenger RNA from Caenorhabditis remanei, 927 nucleotides. RefSeq lists its product as uncharacterized. The coding region runs from base 1 to 927 and encodes 308 amino acids. Gene Ontology annotation, molecular function: RNA polymerase II cis-regulatory region sequence-specific DNA binding; DNA-binding transcription factor activity, RNA polymerase II-specific. The record is from RefSeq and is a predicted model, not a curated record. The transcript is spliced from 7 exons. Gene Ontology annotation, biological process: regulation of DNA-templated transcription. NCBI's taxonomy places the organism in Eukaryota, Metazoa, Nematoda, Chromadorea, Rhabditida, Rhabditidae.